GUCCUUUCAAUAUGUCCCAAGGACAUGAGAGCGGAUAUAUGCGUGCAUCUCAAUCGGAAGGUUUUUAAUGAACAUCCAGCUUUUCGGCUAGCUAGUGAUGGCUGCCUGCGAGCACUUGCAGUGGAAUUCCAGACAAUCCAUUGUGCUCCCGGAGACCUUAUCUAUCAUGCUGGUGAAAGCGUAGAUGCCCUCUGCUUUGUUGUCUCAGGAUCAUUAGAAGUCAUACAGGAUGAUGAGGUGGUGGCCAUCUUAGGUAAAGGGGAUGUUUUUGGGGACAUCUUCUGGAAAGAGACCACUCUGGCUCAUGCAUGUGCCAACGUGCGGGCCCUAACAUAUUGCGAUUUGCACAUUAUCAAACGGGAAGCUUUGCUGAAAGUUCUGGAUUUUUAUACAGCUUUUGCAAACUCUUUCUCAAGGAACCUCACUCUAACCUGCAAUCUGAGGAAACGG
Molecule: messenger RNA, 450 nt
Organism: Protobothrops mucrosquamatus (brown spotted pit viper)
Lineage: Eukaryota; Metazoa; Chordata; Lepidosauria; Squamata; Viperidae
Product: potassium voltage-gated channel subfamily H member 5-like
Exons: 2
Biological process (GO): regulation of membrane potential; potassium ion transmembrane transport
Molecular function (GO): voltage-gated potassium channel activity
Source: RefSeq, a predicted model, not a curated record